This is a messenger RNA of Anisakis simplex (herring worm), 540 nucleotides long. NCBI's taxonomy places the organism in Eukaryota, Metazoa, Nematoda, Chromadorea, Rhabditida, Anisakidae. The record is from the annotation of a GenBank genome assembly.
GUUAUCGUAUUCGGUAACAAUGAGAAUAAGCAGUUGGGAUUGAAUGUCUCCUCAACAUGUAGACCAACGAUUUCAUAUGUUCUAAGGAAUCCUAACACGGAACUCGUUUACUGUUACGCGGGUUCAACUUACUCUGCAGUGCUUACGGCUGAGGGGCAGUGUAUAGCUUCUGGUGUAUUACCGUGGCAGAGCGAACGUCAGAAUGAGUUUCAGUCUUCGCUGAAUCCAGUUUUUGCCAAUCAUACGAUACAGUUCUUUGAUAAGGGCAUUGUGGCCGUGCAAACCUACACUCGUUUAACGAAGAUGUUAUUACUGAAGUCGUCAAUCGCAACUGAUUAUCAACGCUCACAAACGAUCUACUCGAUAUUUUUCAAAAAUUCGGAUGGUGAUCAUUUCAUUCGACUAAAAUUCAUUAUCGCAAAACAAAGUCAAACUCAGCACUGUCCAAUUCAGACGAAUUUGUCGAAUAUUCAGUUGUCUUCACACGGCGAAUUCAUUGCAAUGGAUGAGGUUGAAUAUUCUAUUGACUGCCAUUUAUAA